Messenger RNA from Brassica rapa (field mustard), 2188 nucleotides. RefSeq names its product basic leucine zipper 43-like. Gene Ontology annotation, biological process: regulation of DNA-templated transcription. Gene Ontology annotation, molecular function: DNA-binding transcription factor activity. The record is from RefSeq and is a predicted model, not a curated record. NCBI's taxonomy places the organism in Eukaryota, Viridiplantae, Streptophyta, Magnoliopsida, Brassicales, Brassicaceae.
UUUGUAAAUAGAAUUUCCAUAAGAGUUUAUAAACAUAUAAUAUACAUACAACCCAUUUUCUACACAACUCAUUCCUUUACCUCCCACCUCUAUAAAACCCUUCGCCCUCUCUUCCUCUUCACUUCAAAACCACUUCACACAUAACACAUAUCUCUUUCUCUCUCUCUCUCAAAACAUUUUAUUUUUAUCAUUUCCACUAGCAAAAAAAAGAUAUAUAUAUCCGGAAAAAAAAUCAAAGCAAAGAUCAUGAACACAGUUCCUGCGGAGCUCACCGGAUACUUCCAAUAUGUAGCGCCGGGAAAAUAUAAUAACCAAACACCAAUCAUGGAGUCGGAAUACUUCAACAUGCACUCUUCUCCUACUUCUUCCUCCUACUACAUCAACGGUCUUAUUAACAACAACAACUUCUACUCUUCAUCAUCCAAUGGUCAGGAUCUAAUGACGAGCAACAACUCAGCAUCAGACGAAGAUCACCAACAAAGCAUGGCCAUCGAUGAGAGAAAACAAAGAAGGAUGGUCUCUAACAGAGAAUCUGCUCGUAGGUCAAGAAUGAGAAAGCAGAGACAUCUCGAUGAGCUUUGGUCUCAAGUGAUACGACUUCGUACUGAUAACCACUGUCUUAUCGAUAAGCUAAACAACGUAUCCGAAAGCCAUGAGCUUGCUUUGAAGGAGAACGCUAAGCUUAAAGAGGAAACUUCUGAUCUCAGACAACUACUCUCUGAGAUAAAAUCCAACAACGAAGACGACAACAAUUUUCUAAGAGAUCUUGAAGAUUCGAUAUCAAACACUAGAUCGGGUUCGGACCAAAGGGGCAGGGAUUUUGAGUUGUAUUAAUUAAUGAUCUUGAUUAAUGUUCUGCUUGUGUCAAGAAUGCAGAUUUCAUAAUAUAGUAUUAUAUGUUAUAUAUAAAAUAUAAAUAAAUGUCUUUUUCCCAAAAUAAAUAAAUGUGUUUUUCUUUUAGCCAACUUGGAUUAUUAAGUAUAAAUUUCUUAUAGUAUUAUGAUAUAAAAUAUAAAUAAAUGUCUUUUUGCCAAAAUAAAUAAAUAUGAAUUAAUUCCACUGUGGGACAACAGUUUUACCGGAUGGUUUAUAAUAUUUUAUAAACGUACCUAUGUUUGAGUCGACACGAGAUUUUGGUUAGUUAAAUGUAACUUUCAAGAAAAUACAAUAUAUACUUCUUUUAUUUAUUUCCGUACUCUAAGUUAUGUUUUUAUAUGAUUGUAUGAAGGUAUGCCUUAGUUACCAAUAAUUUUGUUGGUUAGGAGUGGAGUCUGCUAAACUUUUUUGAGUGGAAUUUAAACCAUCAAAUUGGAAUAAACUCUUGAAAUAAGUUCGAUUAUCCAUAUAUUAAACGUUUUAUGACGAUAUAUAUUAAAUCUUAACAAUUUCAGUUCGCCGCAUAAACAGACUUGCAUCAUUAAAAACAUUCAUGGCAAACAGAGAUUUAAGAAGAAAUCGAUUACAAUGGUGGAACUCUUUUUAAUCAACCAUUUAAUCAUUAGCCACUUUUAUAUAUUUUGGCCAUUUAUACAUCAUUAAUUUGACUUUGACAAACCACCUAUAAAUUGUUUCUUCAAAUGCUGAAUGAAUAUUCAUCCGAAACAAAACACAUCAAAGUCAAAUGAAAAGAUGUACAUCAUAAAACACUAGCGAAUAUAUACUGAACUGAACCCCACUAAAUAUUUUAUUUGUAUUCUCUACUUAAUUUGAUUUUUCUGCUUUCUGUUUUCAUAGGUUGGAGAUGGAAUUAUAAGCUUUGACUUUUAUGGAGGAUCGUUCAUUGUAGUUAAUAACUUGUAAAGAUCAUUUAAAGAUUCACGAUGAAUAAAGAUAAUCACAUUAAUUAAGAGAACAACAAAUAAUGUGUGCCUAACAAAGUAACAAUGUGUUUAAUUAUCUAGCAAAAAAAAAAAAACAUUGUGACUAAUUAUAACACGAAAAUAAAGCAUGCUUAUAACAUUUUAAGCUGUAUUUUCUUCUAUAAAUGGAUUCAUCUUUGACUGCAUGUGCUUUCUGUGUGUGUGUUUAUAUAAGAUCUUUUGUCAACUGUUGAGAAUAAGACUGCUUAAAAAUGGUGGAUAUGGUUGUUGAAUGGAAUAGAACAAAGGGAGGUGGAGGCUCCUGGUGAUAGUGGCAUAGUGCCUCUGCCAAAAAAAAGUAUAUAAAAAUUGGAGACUAAUUUCUACAA